UUUAUCGCCAUUUUGUAUUGUGUUGGCAGUUGUAUCUACUGAUUUCUGCUGGUUGACAGCAAGUGACAGUCGUUCCUGUUUUCUGUGGGGGAGAUAACCUCAGGGAUAUAUUUGACACAUCUCCUUAGUUAACACCAACUUGAAGAUUUCCGAGCAACCGGAUAUUUAUGAUUUCUUGGUACUCUGAUCAUGUCCAGUGUUGACAAGGAGAAUGAAGACGUAACAGAAAACCCACACCCUGAAGAUGAAGCAGAAUCUGACCUGAACCUUCCUGAGGGAGCUGAAGGUCAGUAUGGCAUUGAGGAUGGAGCAGAAGGUCAGGGCAGGAAUGAGGCAGAGAGUGAGGACAGCAUAGAGGAAGGUACUGAGGCAGAGCUGGAGGCAGAGGAUGAAGCGUUGGCCCACCAGGCUGUGGCCAGACCAGUGGAAUCGGCCAGCAGUCAGGAUGAAAGGAGCAACACUGAAGCAGGGGAGGAGGCAGAUUCUGACUCUGAAACAGAAGACUUUGUUAUGCAAACUGCUGAAGGAGCAUCCCUUGUAGAGGGACAGGAAAGCAGGAACUAUGAAGGAGGGGGAGAUAAUCCAGAGCAGGAUAUGCAUUCGGGCAAUUCCACAGGGGCAGAGGGUAAUGUGGAUAUUCCUACACAACAUGAACAAUCAUGUGAUUUGGCAGAGGCAGAUGUUGGUGUGAUAAAUGUAAAGGGUAAUCUGGGAGACAGAGACAUGGAGACAGAAUCUGACAGGCAUCUUGUUGACAGUGAUGUGUCCUGUAGGACUAAGGAAGAUAAUUUGGGUGAGAAAAAAAUCUCUAUGGUAGAGUCUGGUGAGGAUUUGGUUGAGGCGGAUACGAAAAUGGUUAGUGAGUCUGUUGAAGCUGAUUCUGACAUGACCUGUGGAAAUGAGAACAUUACUGACCAGGACUUGCCAGAGAGUAGUGCUAGUGCACUUAACUCUGAACGGCCAAGACUGUCAGAGGAGGCGUGUAGGAAAAUGGACGAUGAAGAGGAAUCGGUCAGUGUAAAGGAAGAUGUGACUGAGGAUGCCAGUAAUAUUCUUCUGGAGGAUGAGUUGGGUAGUGUUCAUGACAAACAAGUACUUCACAUCAAAAAGACACUUCAUCGUGGUGAAAGUGGAGAGUCUUGGGAGCCAGAAUGUGAUCAAGACUCUGAUGAAAUGCGAGGUCCUAUAGAAUCACCUGAUUCUAAUAGUCAGUCAAAUGUUUGUGAGAGUCAAAGUCCAAUAAAUCAUUUAAAUCAGGAACCAUCAGUCACCUGUGAGAGAAUUGAGUUGGUUGUGACUGAAGACAGUGUAUUACAGGAAAGCACUGUUGAAACUUCUAAUCACCAAGGUUUGGCUGUGUGUCCACAAAAUCAACAUUCUAGUCAACGUGUGAGUGACUCGAACAGCUCCAUGUCUACUGUUCCUGAGGUUACUGGGAAUGGAGAAUGUUCAGCUAGUCAGGGGAUAGACCAGCGUCUUUCACACGACACAAAUAAGGGAAAUAACUCUGUGUGUGACGAUACUGUAAAUACUGAUACAAAUACAGGGAAUAACAACUCUAUAUGUAUUGCUAGAGACAUUCACGAAAAACAUUCCAGUGAGGAUUCUCAUGCCUCUCACAAAUACAAUGACGAAGACUGCAGCCGCCUCAGUACAGAUUCACCCAGUAGUGAUGCUGACAGAGGUACACAAAAGGGGAAUAACUCUGAUAGGGACAAGGCAGACAACUCUAAAAAGAGUAGUAGUGACAAACAUUUGGAUUAUAGACCAAACAUAAGUAAACAAUUAAAGGAAGCAACACAACAAAACUGUGAUAUGGUUAAACCGUGCCUGCCUAGUAAAGUAGGUACAGUAGAUGACGAUCUUUUAGAUGAGCUGGAAUCAGAAUUGACCAAUCAGAAUCCAGAAAGGUCAGCUGUUGGUAUCAUUGACCCAGAUUUGACAUUAACGUUGGAUAGUGAAAGUGGAGAUGCCACUCCUACUGGCAGGCUAAGUCCAGUGCUUCCGAAUGGUUUUGUCCAUGUGGGUGUCCACUCAAAGCUGGUACAGAAGUUACAGGCCUUACAGCAGGAGAUAAAGAGGUCCAAGGGCCACAUACAGAAAGAACAAAAGGAAACCCAAAGAUGGAAGAGCCAUGCAGAGGAUUGUGAGGACCAGAUGGGCACAGCUAUAAGAGAGAGAGACUCCUACCUCCGUGAACUCAAAACUGCUAAAGAGCACAAUGCUGAUGACCUCUAUAUCCCUCAGAUUAAGGAGUUGGAGUUUACGAUAGCACAGCAGCAGAAUGAAAUACGUAGUAUGAGAGACAAGCUGGCUAGCCAUGAUGCAGCAGCCAAGAAAUGUAUCACCGGUCUUCAGACGGAGAUGAAGCACCGAGUAAACCAGGUGACCAAGAUGUAUGAGGAGGCAAACAAAGACAAGGCAGACAUGGUAGUCAAGUACGCACAGGCGGAGAAAAACUUCAUGGGGGCGCACAAGGCCGUGGAGAGACUGGAGGUCAAGGUCAGGGAACUGACGCGGGAGAGGGAGAGUCUCAACAACAAGGUCAAGGAUGCCAAGGUGGAGAGGAAACGUCUACAGACAGAGCUUGAUGCCAAAACAUCGGAAACACAGAGUUUGGCCAAAGAGCUGGAGAAAGAGAAGGAACUGUUGGUGUCUCUUGAUGUUCGGAUCAAGUGGUCUCAGAAUAAACUCAAAACGGAACUAGAAAGCCAUAAGGAAACAAAGGUUGUGCUUGACAAAACUAAUCAGAAACUUAAGGAAGCUAAAGAAGAAACUGAACAGAUUAGACGUAACUGCCAGGAAAUUGUCAAAACAUAUCAGGAAUCGGAGGAGAUUAAAUCCAACAAUUUAGACAACAAACUGAAAAUAAAAGAGAGUGAGCUGUUACAUCAACAGCAGCAGAAAACAAGUCAGGAGGAGGCAUACCACGCAGCCUGCAAGGAGAUUGAGCAGCUGAAGGGCAAGCAGACAGAGCUUGCAGCUGACCUUGGAACAUUCCGUGACAAGUGCGCCCAGAUGAAAGCUGACCUCCAUCAGAAUGAGGAUACCAUGAACAAAUACACAGCCAUGUUACAGAGACAGAAGAAGGAAAACAAAGAUCUGCAGACACGGAUAGAGCAGCUGGUACCACUGCAGAGCGACCUAAAAAGAGCCCAGACCACUAUAAAGUCCUUAGAUGCUGAGAUUGCAGAACUAAAGAUCAGUAGCAAAGAUUUGAGGAUUGAAAGUGAGGCAUGCUACAAACGGGAAACUGAGAAACUAGAACUCACGGAGAAACUCAGUGCCAAAAAUGCUGAAUUACAAUCCGAAAAUACUCUACUUCAGAAUAAGAACCUGAAUCUGUCCAGUGAAGUACAGAGUCUGAGGGUGGAGGUCCAGUCUCUGGAUUCCAGGGUCAAGGAUCUGACUCAUGAUCUAACAGAAGAACAGCGCCUCAGGCAAGGGGAGGUAACUCAACUAACAACACGUCUAGCAGAGAAGACAAAGGCUGCUGAUGAAAUGUCACGCCGGAUUGAAGAUGAAAAAGACGAAAUCAAAACCUUAAAAAGGAAACAUACCAAUAAUGUAAAGGACUUGACCCGACAGCUCCAACAAGCGAAGAAGCGUCUGGAGGCUGUAGAGAUGAACGGGGAGCGAGAUACGACCAGUAUGGGGUCCAGAACCAGUUCUAAUGGUUCGCUAAACACCAUGUCUGACACCCACAACGGGUCAUCACUGUCUAACAUACAGGGGGUCCCAGCUGUACGACACUACAGCCCUCAGGAACAGGAAUAUCCAGUGAUCACAGAACAAGUGGAGCCAGACAGACAGCUCCUCAUUGAGAGAAUAGUCAAGCUUCAGCGAUCUCACGCUCGCAAAAACGAAAAAAUAGAGUUUAUGGAUGACCACAUCUCGCAGCUUAUUGAGGAAAUUCAUAAAAAGACUAAGAUAAUUCAGAGUUAUGCGUUACGAGAGGAAUCUGGGACUUUGACGCCAGAAGCCAUGGAUGUUCACAAGAUCGACAGCAGGCGCCAGUCAAUCCAGGCAAAGAUAUCAAAGAAACACAGCAUUAUGGGGUCUCUGUACAGCUCCCACCAAAAUGAUGGCACCAUGACUCUAGACCUCUCACUGGAGAUCAACAAAAAACUGCAGGCCGUUCUGGAGGAUACUUUACUGAAGAACAUCACUCUAAAGGAAAGUCUUGACACACUGGGUGAAGAAAUUUCCAGACUCUCCCAGGAAAACAGACAGUUGCAGCUCUCAACGCAGACAACACAGACAAGGAAGAAACCAGCCCGGUGACAGACCUACAGACAGAGUUGGUGUGAAUCAUUAUAAAUUGACCUUUGGAACAAGUUGAAGGGGUCAAGGUCACUUUUGUAUGUACUUGACUGACACAAGCCUUCUGCACUGUAUAUGCAGUUUGUUCUAUACACGUACAGAAUGGGUUCGCCUAUCUUCAUAUGUCAUUGGCUGUUGUGUGGAUGAAAAUCACGAACAGAAAACUGAUUUUAGUGUUUCACUACUUUGUACUAGACUUUGUGAUGGGUCUGAUCCGUAUCCUCUGCCGACAUGUGUGGUAGGUCAUCUAACGGAUAUCAGAUGGUAAAAGGGUAUGAUGACCUGUAUGGAACUGAUCACAAGUCAGCACUGGCCAGUGUUGGUCAAGAAAA
Mizuhopecten yessoensis (Yesso scallop) is the source of this 4655-nucleotide messenger RNA. Its product is annotated as coiled-coil domain-containing protein 186-like. Gene Ontology annotation, molecular function: small GTPase binding. Gene Ontology annotation, cellular component: trans-Golgi network. Gene Ontology annotation, biological process: vesicle cytoskeletal trafficking. The coding region runs from base 190 to 4284 and encodes 1364 amino acids. The transcript is spliced from 19 exons. Lineage: Eukaryota; Metazoa; Mollusca; Bivalvia; Pectinida; Pectinidae. The record is from RefSeq and is a predicted model, not a curated record.